AAGCCGUAAUAAUUUGUGCCUGUCUGCUUGCCCGAGCUUCCGAUUCCUUGGGCUUGCGGUCUGAUGAUUCCCGUCCCCGAUCCCAACCCCAUCCUCUACGCAUGUGUCGCCCACGGCACCACCAUCCUUGCGGAGCUCUCUUCCGCCGAAGCCGGCGGCGGCGAUGAUGAUCUCCCCUUGGGGCACGCCGCCGGUUGCCUCGCGACAGUGCCUCGAUUCCACCGCCAUUACUCCCACACAGCCGGUGGCCGGAUCUACGCCUUCCUCAUGGCCGAACCCCUCGUCUUUUUCGCCAUCGCCGACGAGGCCGUCCUCGGCAAGCCCCGGGCACUCCUCUUCCUCCGCCGCCUCCGCGACGCCUUCUCGUCCUCGGCCGUCCGCAGACGCCGCACCGCCGUCGGAGGCGAUGGAUCCGAUCCCCUCCCCCACCUCUGCCUCCAGGAGGACUUCCUCCCGGAGCUCCGCCGUCUCGUGCAAUCGGUUCCCUCCCAGGACGAGGAGCCGUCCCCGCCAAGCCCUUGCCUUCCGCCGCCGGCCGCUAGCCCUCGGCCCUCGGACUCCGACGAGGACCAGAAAGUGAAGGAGAAGAAGGGGGGGAAGGGAAAGAGGAAGAUGGUGAUUUCGGUCGUCAAUCGCGACGUUGUGGAUUCCGACCCUGGAAAUGGUGGGUCGAAAUCGGUGCAGAAAGUCUGGCGGCAGCAUGUCCGGACUAUAAUUCUCAUCGAUCUCGUGGUGUGCUGCUUCCUCCUUGGGGUUUGGGUAUCUAUCUGUAGGGGUUUCGAGUGCAUCACCAAUUAAAAACCAUUUGGAUUCAGUUGCUGCUGAUCUGUGUUCCAUAUUUGAGUGUGGCAUGCUGGUGGUUGAUGGAGGUUCUCCGGUAUAUACUUCAAGAUGCAUGGUAAUUUUCUUUCUUAUUGCGGCUCUUUAGUGUGUAUAUUACUGAUCUGAGAUGUUGAGGUUAUUUGUGAUUUCGUUGCCUUUUGGUAUGUUCUCCAUUGUUUUUUUCCCAUCUCUGAUUGUAUCACUCUGUUAGUUCAUGUAUACAAGUCUCCUUAUGAAUUUGAAGUUCUCAUUUUAAUA
Molecule: messenger RNA, 1080 nt
Organism: Musa acuminata subsp. malaccensis (wild Malaysian banana)
Lineage: Eukaryota; Viridiplantae; Streptophyta; Magnoliopsida; Zingiberales; Musaceae
Product: phytolongin Phyl1.2-like
Cellular component (GO): membrane
Source: RefSeq, a predicted model, not a curated record